Molecule: messenger RNA, 945 nt
Organism: Chaetomium globosum CBS 148.51
Lineage: Eukaryota; Fungi; Ascomycota; Sordariomycetes; Sordariales; Chaetomiaceae
Exons: 3
Coding region: 1-945 (314 amino acids)
Source: RefSeq, a predicted model, not a curated record
AUGGGGGGGAUUGUUGACGUUGUGGUGGUGGGAGAGCCUGAUGGGAAGACCGGGGUGCCGUUGGAGUACUCGGGGAUUGGUGAAGGAGGUGCGGUUGCCACGUUGGAGAGGAGGGUGAUCUGGGUCGGGGGUGGCUUGACGCUCUGCACGGGCUUGAAGACGGCGGUGGUUGGAUCCCCGACGUUGACUGUCACGGGCCACCAGUCGAUGGCUGUUGUGGUGAUGGCCGGGAUGGAGAUGGUGGUGGUGAUGGUCUGGGUGUCGCCGCCCGCGGCUGACGACAGCAGCGUCGUGGUCAGCGGCGGCCAUGAGAUGGUUGUUGUGGAACCAAGCUGCGACGGGGGGAGCACCAGCGUGCACGGUGGGAUGCAUGAGGCGGUGGCACCGCCGCCCGGGGCCCAGAUGCUUGUGGGGACCCCGGUUCUAGUCGGGGAGAGCCAAGAUGCGCGAGCCGCCGCGCUGCCCGAAUAUCGUCGGAUACUGGACGCCUUUGCCGCAUCGUCAGUCCACCUGGCAGCGCCGCUGACACACCAGGCUUUCCCCAAGACCCGAACUUUCCUGAACUUAUGGCCCAACUCAGUCUGGCAGUGUCUCGAGUUGACGUGCUUCCAUGUCCCGCCAGGCGCGCUAGAACGUCAACUCUUCGAGCAUGCCUUUGGCGCCUUUGAGCGCAUGACAGAGCCUUCGGUAUUAGCAGGAAUCCCGGUCGCGUGCACAGUCGACGCAACAGGGGGCUGGCAGCCUGAGCCAGACGAGAACUCGGGCUGCCAGGUCUUCACGGGGGUCCUGUUCUGGAACAGCCCGGCCGCGAGGGCCGAGUGGUAUGAGGAGCUGUUCAGGCUCUCAUGCGAGUCGUAUGAGUUGUUUGGCCAGAAGCUUGAUGCUCUGAAAAUCCUGGCCGCAGAGGGCGUCGUGACGCGCUUCCUGGAGCUGCAGAAACAGUGA